Cladocopium goreaui is the source of this 5655-nucleotide messenger RNA. The record is from the annotation of a GenBank genome assembly. Lineage: Eukaryota; Dinophyceae; Suessiales; Symbiodiniaceae.
AUGUCGAGCCAUGGGUCAGAUGAUGGCGGUGAGCAUCGAUCAGAGCAGACACUCACGCUUGAGAAGGCCUGGGUGCUCAGAGGUGCAAAGUCUCAGCGCUUGUGGCUGCCUGAGAUUCGUGAGGUCCAGGGCUGCAUGUUCAUCAAGCUCAGCAAGUUCGACAGGGCGCUCACAUGGUGGGCCCUUGGAGAAUCAUUGGAUAUGAGGGCUGGUAAGGGCAGGAGUUGCAAUGUCCAGGGGUUUGACACAUGGUUGGACCUCCGGAAGGCUGCCUCUUCGGCUGCUGUCCAUGAAGCCUUGGAACAUGACGAUGUGCCCAAUGAGAAAGAGCAAAAGAGGAAGGGGCGUAUUGUUCGAGAAGGAGACAAAGACCUGCUGUCGCAGCCAUGGGUCAUCACCACCCUCCCUGCGGUGUCCCAUGAUGGCAAGGAGUGCGGGCCGCUUGCCGUCAAGUGCCUCUAUGGCAUCAGCACUCCAGACCUUUGGGUUGAGUUCUCGCAUGACACCAUGAUGUGGUUCAGGGCAAUGGUUCGAUCUGACCGAGAUGCUGAGAAGUGGGGCCGCACACGCUUACGGCCACAGGCCUGGGUGGAAGCCUUGGACAAUGUCAAGGCCAAACGGCCACAGGCCUGGGUGGAAGCCUUGGACAAUGUGAAGGCCAUGGCCGUGACAAAGCAGGCUGAAUCCCAAUAUUUUCACGGUGGCACGGUCACAGCCAACUGCAUCUAUAGCUGUGCUCACAGCCGUUGGCCGCUGCCCCAUUGGCCGCUGCUGCAUCGCGCACUGCUGCUGGAUUGCGCGCUGGCUGCUGGGAGUUGGCGCGCGCUGCAGGGAUUGCGCGCUGUGAUGGCAGACGACGCUCCCAAGGAAGAUGCUGCCUCUGCCCUGGAGUCCGAUGCUGCCAAGGACGCUGCCCUCCGGAGAGCGCUGUGCCAGACGCUGUGGGAGACCGAGGGCUCUGGCCCAUACUAUGAUGGUGGCGCUGGGCCUGAUGACGAGGACAUACAAUGGGUGGAUGUGAAAGAGGAGCAGAAUGAAUGGGAAGAAUGGGAGCCCUGGGCCGAAUGGGAACCUGAGGCUGACCCGUAUGAAGAACAUGGAGGGGAGCACCAACAACAUGGAGGGGAGCACCAACAACAUGGAGGGGAGCACCAACAACAUGGAGGGGAGCACCCAAGCUCAUCCAAAGGUGACCCAUUGCCACCUCCGCCACCGCCACCUCUUCCAGGUGGACCCGAGGUGAACCCAAAGAGUUUGAACUGGGACUACAACAGCAGAGACCGAUAUGAAUGGGGGAACCGGGGUGCAUGGAUCGGGCAGACAGCGGAAGCGCAUCAGAGGGAGCGGGUCCACUGCCGUAAUGGCAUUAGAGGUGGCUGGAACUGUUGCCCAGGCAAUGCUGGCAACCCAGCAAAGAACGGGGUGAGAGUUGUGCGAUCCAUCCACGUGUGCGUCAUGGCUGCAUCUCCUAUUCCCAGUGCUGCCAGUCUCAGUGAUGGUGAGAGUGCAUCUACUGUGGUACUUGGUGAUGACCCCCCAGUUCCUGUGGAUGAUGGUUUGUUCUGGGAUAUCAACAUUUGCCCAUCAGACCCAAUUGGUUGGACGUCUUUCGGGUUGUUGGGGCCCAUGUUCAAUUCCAAGAACGAGUGCAAGUGGCGCAGGCUUAGUGUCACUCAGACGGUGAGGAUGCAACAGAAGGUAGGCUACGUGUUCAUCCAAGGUUUGAGCGGUGGCUUUUUCAAACAUGAUGUUGAAGAUCAGGUUCAAUUUGAGGGGAAUGUCACGGUGUACCGUUUGGUACACAAAGGCACUGGCCACAGCAUCCUGAUUCGAUCCAUGCCCAAGGGUUCGUUCGUGGGAUCAGUGUUCUUGACAUUGGAGCACAAUGACACUUUGUACAUCAAAGUGCACAGCAAUAUCAACCCUGAGAAGAUUUUGUUCUUGCACAAACUCUACCACUGCAAGUCCAUGACUCGUCGUGAUUUGACCUACAUGGUCCCUUGUCGAGAAGCGCAAAGCCGGGGCGUGGCACAAGGUUUCGUUGUGCAUGAGGCGUUCUUCGAUGGACCCGCCUGCAGUGGUGCUCUUGGCAUAGCUCAACCCCGGCUGAGUAGCAUCCAUCAAGUCUCCUCAGACUUAGGUAGGUUUGUGAGCACAAUGAACAACCCGGAUGCUCAGGAGCAACAGGUGGUCACCUGGUGCCAGAGGUUGGGUGGGAUGGUGAUGACUCCGGGCCUGGCUGUCGAGCUUGCGACACAGAUAGCCGCAGGCCCGUGGACCAAUGCACAGCGGGACCGCCUCAACCAGGCGGUCAACAGUGUGUUGGUCCGAAAUGGCCAGAACACCAGAAGGGGGCUCCAGGCUUGUGGGAACUUCAAGGCCUACCUAUCUGCUGGUGACCUCUCGGCUUUGGAGUCAAGCGAGACUUCGUACCUCGCAAAAGUGGACGUGAUCACCAGCAGAAUGCUUCGGAUCGGACUUCAUUGCCCAGCAGAGACGUGCCUUGGCGCAAUUGUGUCCAUGGUGCAUCAUCAAAGCUCUGAUGAUGAACUCAAAACCAUGCUCGAAGAUUACAAAAAGGCUUUGAAGAACAAGAAGAAGGUGGCACCAAAACCUGCAGUGCAUCUCUUGCAGUACCCUGUGGAUCCCCAUGACUUGCCAAAGGAGCUGCUUGCUAGUGGCUGGGAUCAAGCUGAUCCAGCGGCACGUGUCAAUGUGGGACCUGAUGACUUGAGGCCUCUUGGACCUCUUAGGCACCACAACAAAAGGCUUGCCAAGAACAGGGUCCCAGAUCUGGCCAUGGCAUCCGGAUCAGGUGCAGCCGGUGGUGUGCAGGGCAUGCUCAUGAACAUGAUGAUGCAGCAGCAGCAGAUGUUCAUGCAGUGCAUGACAGGACAAGGUCAAGCUGCAGAACUACCAGGUCUCCAUCUUUUCAAGCCCAAAACCUGUGGCCAGAAGAAACAGCUGGCAUUGACUGAUCAGACUCAACCUGCAGUGCCCAAGGCAACUGUUCAACAAGUUGCCACUCCUCAGCAGCGAACUGUGCUGCAGUUGCCUGCUGUGACUUCAGAGCCCAUGAAUGACCGUCCUGUUGUGUCAGCACAAGAGCAGGCACAGAUGGUGGCCGAUGCCACGCAGAACAGACGAAGCUGUACCCAAACGGGUGCAGCAAAUGCAGAUUCCGAACUGGAUGCACCAAGUCCUGCUGGAAUGACCGCAAGUUCUGAGUCCUAUCGCUUCAUCUUCGUGACCAAGACCAGGGUUCAUGCCACGCGUGGACUCGCGCGGCAGGGUCUCAUGGGUGAGCCCGCCGACAAAAAGGAUCCAAGGAGGACGGUGAAACGGGAAAGGUCGCUGGCUCUUCCAAAGGACACACCGUUGGGGCCUCUUUGGGGUGAAGUUGAGUUGUUCAAACUUGUGGUGGAAAAAUUCUACGCCUUCCCAUAUUCCAUGCAGAAUGGAGUGAUGCUGCCACUUGUGGAGACAAGGGUCAUGUGGCAUGGGCGGCUGGCUGUAAUUCUGGGAGAUGAAGUAGCAUUAAAAAAUUGCCUGAGCUUCAAAGGAUUUCUCAUCCCACAUACGGAGAGCAACACAGCUCUCAUGGUGCCUCAUACCGCGGACUCCAUCAGAGAGGCCAUGCACUUGCUGAGAACGCAACACAGCGUCUUGAACAAAUCCAAAUUCGAGGCCUUGGAGAAAAAUUUGGGGCUGCUGUAUCAACCAGAGGGCAAUGAUGAGCUUCAUCAGUUUGUCACAGCCUGCGUGUGGCCAAAAAAGAUUCAGGCAGCAAGUAUGACUGGCUACCGACUCUUCGAGAAACGCACUGCUAAUUCCGGAGAGCUGAAGGCUUCAGCUUCAGAGUUGUUGUCUGUCUACGGUGUUGUGCGGUUGGCAGUGGUCAGCAAGUUUCCCGAUCUGAGCCUUCUGCCGCCACAGCCAUCUUUUGCAGUGCGCAGUUUCUUGGCUGCUUGCCAGGUGUUAGAUUUGCUUAGGAGAAGCAUGUCUGAAGAGAUAUCUUCAUAUGAGCUCAAGUCUGCAGUGCAAACCCACCAGCAGCUGAGACUGGCUGCGCAUGGUGGUGAGAAUUACCAGCCAAAGAUGCACUAUGGUGGGCAUCUCUUUCAACAUGUUGAGAAUCAUCCCAAACUGUUGAGUUGUUUCUGCCACGAAAGGAAACACAAGCAAGUCAAACGAUUUGCCAAUGCCCAAACGAAUCACUCUCAGGGAACCUCCUAUGAAAAAAGCUUAUUGGAGGAGGUGGUUCUUCUUCAGUCCACCGCACUCAAGGCCCGUGGGACCCUCUACACCAUUUGGGCUCCGUGGCUUCCAGUGCAGGGUUCUCCCAACACCUUUAAGGCUUCAACACAGACAGCAGAGCGAGAUCGGACUCUAACCUGGUCAGUGAUGGCCGUGGUGGGCGCUGGAGGGCCUGUGCUUCCUCCAGGGUCAUUUGCAUUGAUCUCACGUCCUCCGGAAUGGGACGAGGUGAUAGUCCUGGCAUAUGCAGAUGGGGGACAGGUUGGAAUUUGCAAGACAACUUCCACCGAUGGAGUGGAUUGGAUUUGGACACUGGUGAAUAUGGUAGGUAUGUUCAUUCGUUUGCCUCUGAUCCAGGCCGAUGGGUCGCGUCAGGCCCCAGCUGGAGUGGUGCAUGGAGAUGUGAACUGGAUCUGCACUCCACCGGCAGGGGCAGCAAUGUGGGUCCCAUCAGUGGCAGAGGUGGCAAACGGAACAGCAGAGGCCAAUCUGAUUUUGCAGCAGUAUCAGGCGGGUGCGACUGGUUGGGUGGUCAAUCAGCCGGGAGUGGCUGGUGCACUGGUCCCUCUUACACCGGUGGGGGGUGGUCCCAUUGGUCCAGGGGGAGGAGGAGGCGCGGCUUUGGCCGGGCCUCAGCCAGGGGCCGCCGGGCUGGGCAUCGUGCCCCCGGGAGACGCUGGUCAGAACCAGGUGGAUCUGAGGCAAUUGGAAUCAGCUGUGCAGCAGUUGCAGGCCAUGGCCCUCAGUCCAUCCAACAGUCAGCGGUCCAAGAAGAAGAAGAAGAAGACAAAGUCCGACAAGAAGGACAAGAGGCACAAGAAGAGCAAGAAAAAGAAGAAGGGAUCGGGGAGCUCAAGCUCAUCGGACAGCAGCAGCAACCGGUCGAGAUCCCGUUCCUCUUCCAGCAGCAGUUCCAACGGGAAGAAGAAGCCUCUGCGGUGGAAGGCCGAUGGCACAGACAAGAAGGUCACCUACUCGGAUCUUUCCCAUGUGGACGGCCUGAAGUUCAAGAAGCGUGGAGAUCUGGUGGCAUUUGCGGCCCGUCAUCCAGGUGCCUUGACGGCUCACUUCCUAGCAUCAGUGUACCAGAGGUUGUCCAAAGGUCAGCUGACCCGUUCUUCUCAACUGAGGGAUGUGUCGGUGACGGCUUGGGCUCAUCAGUUCUCAGGUCUGACCGAGGUGCGGGACGUGAAGGAGGUGUUGACACUGGCAGAGAUCUUAGAUGCAGUGAACAGGAAGGAAAUCUCACAGGCACUGGAUGUGCUGUGCCAGCGGAUUUUGGCCAUUCAGUCAGCCAAACAAAAGGGGGGCUCGUGGGAACGGGCCGAAGCCAUCGAGUUGGUGGACAACAGGCGAACCUUGGCGAGCUCCAGCAUGCUCGCCCUCACCAACAACUAG